Messenger RNA from Hymenoscyphus albidus, 1473 nucleotides. The record is from the annotation of a GenBank genome assembly. Lineage: Eukaryota; Fungi; Ascomycota; Leotiomycetes; Helotiales; Helotiaceae.
GUACAGUCAGGACUUGAUUUCCAACACCAACUCCAGACCCUAAGACUCCCAAGUCUGCCAAUCACCAUUUAUACUCGUCUGAGUGAGAUAAUAGCAAAUCUCGGUCGACAACUCAAAUCAUCCAAUGGCUCUGCAACACGGAAACCCUGCGGACCUCCUACCCGUUCACUGGAAAUCUCAAAUAACAGCAUGGUUUGCCGAAGACACGCCUUCCUUUGACUAUGGAGGAUUCGUGGUUGGCGACAGCGAGCGAACUGCUACCUUGUUUGGCAAAUCAAGAGGAAUUCUGGCCGGUGUGCCAUUCUUUGACGAGGUCUUCGCCCAAGCUGGCUGCACGGUCAAGUGGCAUCUCAAGGAGGGGUCAGAGGUAGAUCCAGGCAGAGAGGGCAAGAUUGCAGUCGCCACAGUUACAGGACCCGUACGAAAGCUGCUACUAGGUGAACGAGUUGCAUUAAACACACUGAGCAGAUGCUCUGGCGUUGCCACCAAAUCAAGGACAAUGGAGGAACUUGUGAGGAAGGCGGGGUACAAGGGCAUACUGGCUGGCACAAGAAAGACGACACCCGGAUUUAGAUUGGUUGAAAAGUACGGUAUGAUUGUUGGAGGCGUCGAUGGGCACCGACACGACCUCUCAAGUAUGAUUAUGCUGAAGGACAAUCAUAUCUGGGCUAGAGGUAGUAUAACCGAAGCCGUCAAAGCUGCCAGGUCCGCCGGUGGGUUUGCAUUGAAAGUCGAAGUUGAGGUUGACAACGAGGAUGCGGCUGAUGAAGCCAUCGCUGCCGGUGCCGAUGUUGUCAUGCUUGACAAUUUUGAUGGCGAUGGGCUGAAAGUGGCGGCUCAAAGUAUCAAACAGAGAUGGGCGGGUAAGCGGGCUUUUCUCCUGGAGUGUAGUGGCGGAUUGACAUCUGAGAACGUGGAGACCUACAUCAAUAAUGGUAAGUAGUCCUGAGUUUUUUCCAGGCGAAAGCUUGUUCGUUGUAUUGACGCCACAUGAUUACAGAUAUCGACAUUAUCUCAACAAGCUCUAUACACCAAGGAGUACCGCAUGUAGAUUUUUCACUCAAGAUUGACCACUAGCUUACUUACUCGAGGCUACCCUGCAUUUCAUCCUGACUAGCCCACAGAUGCUGUGCCCGUGUCUCUCUGUGUGCACUGGAUUUACCGAUAAUAAACUUUCCAAUCUUAGAGAUAGUGAUCAAAUCACGGCCAUGGGAGAAGUCUUCCUUCAUUGUCUCGGAGUUCUGGAACCUUCACUCUGGCUCUGUCUCGAUAUAAUCCUCAGUAUAUCAAAUCAUCCUACCCUGUCUGCAUGCUGAGCUCCAAAGGGCGGCUGCUUUAUGAGAAAUUGAUGAUGUGAGAUCAACAGCCGCGCGUUGUUCCUGCAUAUCUAUAUUCCAAUGAAUUGCUGGAUCUCAUGCUCAUUCCCGGAAUCAUUCAAGCGAACCUACAGAAAGGGGUCCAUAUGUUAAUUAA